Messenger RNA from Mesocestoides corti, 375 nucleotides. NCBI's taxonomy places the organism in Eukaryota, Metazoa, Platyhelminthes, Cestoda, Cyclophyllidea, Mesocestoididae. The record is from the annotation of a GenBank genome assembly.
CCACAGGACGUUCCACUGAAGCAAAUCGUUAAGGCCGUGAAAGCGGGACUUCCUGUCACUGAUAUGCCAAAGUACAAUUUCCCCAUCCGCAUUCUGAAAACCAGCAAGUCGGUCUGUUCAAACAACACCAGACACGACCUCGUCAUUGUGGUGAAAAGUGGAAUUCUCGGAUGGGAUGCAAGGACGGCGUUUCGUGCAUUCAUGCAACGCGAGAAAGCUCGCAGUCCGCAUCUCCAUGUCGGAGUGGUCUUCAGUCUCGGAUUGCCACGCAAACACGGUGGCCGAUUAUUCAAUCGUGAGGGCAAUAUCAUCAGUCUGCCCGGAAGCAACGUACACAAUCCGCGUUCUCCUGUCCUUGUCAGCAGCUCGCCAUAG